Molecule: messenger RNA, 1944 nt
Organism: Anolis carolinensis (green anole)
Lineage: Eukaryota; Metazoa; Chordata; Lepidosauria; Squamata; Anolidae
Exons: 3
Coding region: 57-824 (255 amino acids)
Biological process (GO): positive regulation of cytotoxic T cell differentiation; immune response; positive regulation of activated T cell proliferation
Cellular component (GO): plasma membrane
Molecular function (GO): tumor necrosis factor receptor binding
Source: RefSeq, a predicted model, not a curated record
CUGUAUCUGCGUCCAAGCUCUCGGUGUGGGGAGGGGUGGAAGGUUUCCCAUCAUCCAUGACGCGGAAUGGGAAGCCCAGAAGCCGCCUCUCGGGCUCUCCCCGGGAGGCGGGGCGAAGGCGGGCGCUCCAGGUUCAAACGGAGGUGCCGAGGAGGGCGGCUUGCUCAGAUUCCGAGCCGCAGCCGCCCAUGGAGCUCCUCCGCUCUUCCCCCGUCGCUCGUUGCGCCCUGGUGAUGGCCCUCUGCGCCUUAGCGGUGGCGCUGACAACCCUAGCCCUAGCUUUGGUCAAGCGGCCUCCGGCGCAGCAGCAGCAGCCUCCGACAGAGGUGCCAUCCUUUCCGGCGGCGCUGGAGACGCUCAGCCAGCAGAAUUAUGCACAACUGGUCCUCAAGCUGCAUAGGAACUCAUCCAUAGUACCGAGGAGGCUGGACUGGCAUACCCAUUCUGUUAAAGGAGCCUUUCUUGGCAAGGCAUUUGCAUACAACAUCACCUCUCAGAUGCUCGUGGUUAAGAUUAGUGGUCUUUACUGUAUCUAUGCCCAGAUUAAUCUUACCCAUCAUCUUGACAAAAGAGAGACACUGAAUGCGAAUCUCACCAUCUAUCAUCAGACAGACAGCAGUUCCAGUUCCUCCUGCAUUCUGCUAAACCUGCCCUUACAUCGGGUUUACGAUUCAAGCCAAACGCUUCCUGACUUCAAAGCUGUACUUCAUCGACUUGCAGAGAAUGACAAGCUUUAUGUAACAAUACGUGUGAACUCAAAACAAAAAGGGUCUCUUCAGCCACGUGGUAGCUUUUUUGGUCUCUUCCAGUUACAUGAAACCUAGGAGCCCCCAAAGGGAUUGGACUCAACAACUCUUCUGUUGGUAUGAAAAGAAUGGAGAUGUUCAAGAACAGUGGUGAAAGGUAUCCAGACAUGCUUGGGAACACUCCUUCAGUUCAACAGUCACAACAAAAGACAUUUGGAGGCUCCUGUGGACUACUGUUGUGUCUGAAACUACCCUCAACAUCUUCUGUUAACAACAACAAGAACAACUUUAUUUUUAUACCCCACGUCCAUCUCCCCGAAGGGACUUGGGGUGGUUUACAUGGGGACGAACCCAGCAUCAACAUAGGUUAAAAACACAAUUAAAACAAUAUAACAGUAUAAAUAGAAAACGACAUAAAAUACAACAAAUACUUUAAAAACCUGGACAUAAAGUACUGUAUGUGCAGAGGGUGAACUUGUGCAGAACUCUGAGUAGGGUUCAUGGAUAGUAUAGGGGCAAUCGGGCAUAGGGUGGAGGAACGGUCCCAUUAAAACACUGAGAGCCUAUGAAGAUGAGGAGCAGUGAUAAAAUGCAGUAAGAAAUUGUAAACAAGCUGAGUAUCUGGUGGGACUAUUCACUCAAAAGCGCACCAGAACAUCCAUGUUUUUAGGUCCUUACGGAAGGUGGGCAAUGAAGGUGCCAGUCUGAUCUCUCUGAGGAGAGAGUUCCAGAGUCGAGGGGCCACCACCAAGAUAUAGGCAGUCCUCUAGUUACAAACAUCCAGCUUACAAAUGACUCAUAGUUAAGAAUGUGGGUGAGAGAAAUCUAUUCCUUGGAAGCGGCAUCCACUCCUGGAAGAGUUAUUAUCAUGGGAAAAAAUUGUUUCCACUGAACUUUCUCACAAAAUCUCUGUUUCCACAAGCCAAAUGUUUCAAAAUCCAAUUAUCACAGGCACAAAAAGUGAGGUGAAAUAUUCUGAAUAGUGGCACAGACAGCAAAACAAGCACCACAGGGGUGUUAAUCCUUCCUUAUGCAAUCCAAAGCAUUCCAGGUUCCAGGAUCACCUGCAAUAAGUGAAAAUCCGUGAAGUAGGGACCCUAUAUUUAUUUUAAUAUUUAUACAUUAUUUUAGUAGUUAUACACAAUUUUAAGUCUUUAUCAAACAAUUGUAUGUUAAUAAAUUGCUUACUUCUCCUCCC